AUGAUUGAAUAUACACAUACAAUUGAAUUAAUUAAAAAUCGUAUAAAACAACUUGAAAUAAAUCAAUAUAAUAAAUUUAAUUUUGAUAAACGUUGUUUAUUAGAAAUUGAUAUAAAUUUAACAAAUAUAAUUAAUGAUUUUAAUCAACGACAACAAGAAUUAAUACAAUUAAUUAAUGAAGGUAAACAAUUAAUUGAACAAAAUUUAAUUAUUGAUCAACAUACAUUUACUAAACUUGAACAACGUUGGCAAUUAAUUAUAAAAACAAUUUUAAAUAAACAACAAGAUAUUAAAAAUAUUAUUAAAUUAUGGUUAUCAUAUCAAAAUUAUUUAGAAAAUUAUUAUCGUUUACUUAAAAAUAAAUAUGAAUUUGAACAAGAACAAUUACGAUCACCAACAAUUAAUUUAAUUAAUCAAAUUAAACAAGGAACUUAUUUAAAUUCAUUAUAA
Messenger RNA from Rotaria sp. Silwood1, 450 nucleotides. Lineage: Eukaryota; Metazoa; Rotifera; Eurotatoria; Philodinida; Philodinidae. The record is from the annotation of a GenBank genome assembly.